AUGCCAGCGAAAUAUCAAGGUUUAUAAAUAAUAUAUCCAUAAAGUUUCUAAAAAUAUUGCUGUACAACGUCAUCACCGGCAGGCUGUUAGGGACAUCGAUGGGCCACGUGGUUCCAUGACAUGAUUUGCCAAACGACGAUCGGCAAUUUUACGAAUGACAGAGCGGUCCUGAGCCGGGUAGGCCCAGGGCCACACGGAGAUGUCGCUUAUGGCCGAUUAUCGGGGGUGUUUGGCAUCGUAAAUAAGCGCAAGCCGUGACGAUCCAAUUAGCCAGGAAGCCGUUUCGCUGGCGCGUCUGCCGGUGUUCUGGGACCGACUUCUCCCCUGGGAGAAGCACGGUGACGGGACCGGGUGGCACAGCCUCGAUUAUCGCGGCCCGUGUUGCAACAAGCCACACCACGAGCACCACGUCUCCUCUCGGGAUCGAGAUCGACUCGCUGUCGCAGUCUCCACGCGUCCUACAACUGCGAAGCGUCCAAGAGGGUAAACCUCGACAGUCGUCGCGCCAACAAGUUUUCUAGGAUAUUUAUCUCAAGUCAUUCCAAAUCCAGGAUCUGUUUCUUAAAAAUUUUUGGUUUCGCCAAAGGAGACAAUUCGGAAUAGAUUUCACAAUAAUUCGAUAUUUCUUCCGUUGAUUGUUUUAUCCAAGGUCUUUUCCAAUGAUACAUCAGCUAUAAUUUUGACUUGACUGAGGAAGUCAAGAGGUAGUCUGUAGUUGAUGACAAUUUGGUGUUUCAAUGAAAUUAUUAAAAGAGAUUUGAAAACUUAUAUUGUUAUCGUAAGUUAAAUGGAUUCUAUCGUUGUAAAAAGCUCCGGGGUUUAGUUUUUGUCGAAUUGAGAAUGGCAGCGGUUUGACACUUGCAAGAUUAGAAAGGAGCAGUUUGAAAAUUUGAAAGAAGAACGAUUGGCGGUGUGCCGAUUUGUUGUCGAUUUGAUGAUCGCGUGCAGUAUCAAGAACCUUGUAACAGUGGCAAUCGGAAGUGAUAGUACGCAGGGGAAAUCAAGACAGUGAUUAAUGGUGGUGAACUAAUUGCAUAUAAAGCGCAAAUAAAGAAGACAAAUAGAGAAGAGCGGAACGUCACGGACUGCGUAGUUUUGCGAGAUAUCGGUUUCGAAUAGAUACAGCUUCGACUAAACGACAAGAUGAUAGAAGAGACUGCAAUGUUCGAUAUGACAGACGAGUUGUUAUUUUCCGCGUUGGGCCUGACCAUGGACACAGGUGUCGAGAGGCAACUGUUCCCCGCGAGCUCAACGACCUUUACCUAUGACUAUGAAGCGUCCUCCUGCAGAACGACGCCGCGCAGCGACGACUCGGAAUCCAUCGACGCGCAAUCGAAUAAUAUGGGGAACAUGAUCGAGUGUUACACAGAUUUGACUUGCCCGGCGAAAACAUCUUGGAACGAGUGGUCUGAUAAUUCGAUGCCAUUGUUAGGCACAGGAUGUUUGAGCGAACUGAGCGAACUGAGCGAGUUAGAUUCGGAGUUGGAAUGGUGUUUAGAUAGAAGCUGGAACUCUGGACUACCAGAGAGGACACCGUUGUGCACAGCAGGCUGCGAGGGUUUUCUACACCUUCCUCUGCCUAACCCACAGCAAACGUUUCAACCAGAGGAACCAUUAUGGGUGCUUGGGAUCGACUUGAAAGCGCUCGAUGAUACCUUGGAAACUAACGGAAUAGAUUACAACAACAAUCAAGUAAGAGAAACCAUUUCAUCAGCAGCUGCCGCAGCAUUGGCAACCCACGACUAUACUAAUCGCAGUUUGGCGAAUGCGGCGGAGGAUCGAUGUUUUCCUUGUACUUAUCAAGGAUGCGUCAAGGUCUAUGCAAAAGCAUCUCACUUGAAAGCUCAUCUACGUCGGCACACGGGUGAGAAGCCAUUUGCGUGCACGUGGUCCGGUUGCGGAUGGCGUUUCAGUCGAUCUGAUGAACUAGCCAGGCACAGACGUUCGCACUCUGGCGUAAAGCCUUACCCUUGCGAAAUGUGCUCAAAAAGGUUUGCGCGAAGCGAUCACUUGGCCAAGCAUCGCAAAGUGCACAGAAAGAAUGCGUAUCCAUUAUUUCAUGGAGGAAGGGGUCUACGCGGAGGAAAGAUAAAUUCAAUUCUACCAGCGGAAAUUUAGCCAAUUUAUC
Frieseomelitta varia is the source of this 2128-nucleotide messenger RNA. Its product is annotated as zinc finger protein 226-like. The transcript is spliced from 5 exons. Gene Ontology annotation, molecular function: RNA polymerase II cis-regulatory region sequence-specific DNA binding; DNA-binding transcription factor activity, RNA polymerase II-specific. Gene Ontology annotation, biological process: regulation of transcription by RNA polymerase II. The coding region runs from base 1144 to 2118 and encodes 324 amino acids. NCBI's taxonomy places the organism in Eukaryota, Metazoa, Arthropoda, Insecta, Hymenoptera, Apidae. The record is from RefSeq and is a predicted model, not a curated record.